AUGGCUUUCCCUUGCCAUUUGUUGAACUUUUGGAGAAGUCCAAUCCUCUUGUGGCAGCCACAACAGAGGGGUUCAUCCUUGGAGCCUCAUACUCCUCAAAGUAAUAGCACUCAGGCUCACCCAAAUCCUCAUUCCUGCUUCCUCACUCGAUCCUCAGCUGAUCUCAGCUCGAUCCUCAGCUCGAUCGAGCUCGAUCUCUUCUUCUGCAAAUCCGCUUCAUGCCCAACCAAAGUGUACACAGGGGGUCUGAAGUCAAUGUUCUACCUCCUAGGACCGUGGUGA
This is a messenger RNA of Microthlaspi erraticum, 282 nucleotides long. Lineage: Eukaryota; Viridiplantae; Streptophyta; Magnoliopsida; Brassicales; Brassicaceae. The record is from the annotation of a GenBank genome assembly.